AUGGUUCUAUCAGUAAUAUGUGUUUUCUGGAUUACAACCAAGUCUUACAGAACCUUUCCUAUUUCCCAAUCAGAUGAUACCCACAACAACAAGUUGCAAAGAGUCGCCAAAGUGUCCAUGCUAUAUGGAGAGACGAACCACAUGUACGAAAGAGCACUGCAAAGCCAUGAACGCCACGGGAAACUAUGGGGCUACCCCAUGCAUAUCCUGCGGCAGGAUAUUUCGGUCGGAUUUUGGAAUAAGCCGAGCUAUCUGCUAUCCUUGGUUAUCAGCGAAUUAACCAAGCCAGCCGGGGAGAGAAAAGAAUGGUUGAUGUGGGUAGAUGCAGACUCGAUUAUAUUGAAUAACGAUAUCCCUGUCGAAAUUUUUCUUCCGCCAUCGGACCUGAAAGAUAUCCACCUGGUGGCAACCCAGGACCAAAACGGCCUCAACACGGGAAUCAUGUUUCUCCAUGUCCACCCUUGGAUGAUUAGUUUCCUCACCGAGACAAUGGGCUACCCUCUUUAUCUUCCUCAGAUUGAUCUUGGUCGAUCUGCUGACCAGGAAGGCAUGAGACGUGUGCUCAACAAGACGACGGGGGGUCCAAGCGGACAGGGCUACGCGGAUGGGGUCUCCUACCUGCCACGGCCAUGGAUCAACACCUAUGAAUGGGACUGGGCCUAUGAAGGCAAAAGGGGAGAUCUGCUCGUGCACUUCCCGGGUCUGGAGGAGCGCCGAUGGCCGCACAUGGCCAAAUGGUUGAACAUUGUCGAGACGACUCCUCAUGAGUGGAACUUGCCUCUUGAGGAGACUGGAUACAUUAACAAGACCACAACGUACUGGUCACAGAUGCGAAGUGCGAAGGAAAGUAUCAAGUCCGCGGAGAAGAAACUGAAGUCUGGGGAGGCAGUGUCUAAAAAUACCAAGGAAGCAGUCGGUGCACUCAAGGAGGCAUUGCGUGAGAAAUCAGACGAUAUGGAACUUGUACAGCAGAGGCUCGAGGAUCUUGAUGCGUUGAUUGGAGUGACAUAG
Penicillium mononematosum is the source of this 1011-nucleotide messenger RNA. Its product is annotated as glycosyltransferase family 34 protein. The coding region runs from base 1 to 1011 and encodes 336 amino acids. Gene Ontology annotation, biological process: protein N-linked glycosylation. NCBI's taxonomy places the organism in Eukaryota, Fungi, Ascomycota, Eurotiomycetes, Eurotiales, Aspergillaceae. Gene Ontology annotation, cellular component: Golgi membrane. The transcript is spliced from 2 exons. Gene Ontology annotation, molecular function: glycosyltransferase activity. The record is from RefSeq and is a predicted model, not a curated record.